Molecule: messenger RNA, 1125 nt
Organism: Aspergillus fumigatus Af293
Lineage: Eukaryota; Fungi; Ascomycota; Eurotiomycetes; Eurotiales; Aspergillaceae
Product: FMN-dependent dehydrogenase family protein
Exons: 6
Coding region: 1-1125 (374 amino acids)
Molecular function (GO): FMN binding; oxidoreductase activity
Source: RefSeq, a predicted model, not a curated record
AUGGCUCAUCGAGGGGAGACUCUACACAACGAGGUGUCCUGCAUCGCAGACCUCAAAGCUCUAGGAAGCAGCAAGCUUCCGAAGAUGGUCAGAGGUGAAUUGCGUGAGAAUGAGGCCGCCUUCGACCGCUACAAGAUCCUUCCUCGCGUUCUGAGAAAUGUCGACAACGUCGAUACAACCACGGAGAUACUAGGAACCAAGGUUUCUCUUCCGUUUGGAUUCAGCCCUGCUGCAUCGCAAAAGCUAGCUCACCCAGAUGGAGAACUGGCGGCAUCGCGGGCUGCCGCAAAGUAUGGCAUCUGCAUGGGACUCUCGUCGUAUUCGAAUUACUCUCUGGAGGAUGUGGCGGCCCAGGGGACCGGCAACCCGUACGUGAUGCAGAUGUGUGUUUUGCGGGAUCGCUCAAUAACAAUACAGUUGCUGGAGCGGGCUCAAAAGGCGGGAUACAAGGCAUUGUUCCUCUCUGUCGAUGUCCCUGUGCUCGGAAAGAGACUCAACGAAUAUCGGAAUAGUUAUACGCUUCCCGAAGACAUGAACUGGCCAAAUAUCCUCAGUUGCGGCGCUGAUACCUCAAACCGUACGGACUAUGAUCCAAGUCUUGACUGGGAAACCACAAUCCCAUGGCUCCGAAAACACACCUCGUUGCAGAUAUGGCUUAAAGGGAUUUGCUCCCCUGCAGACGUCGAACUGGCAAUCCAUUACGGUGUCGACGGGAUCGUGAUCUCCAACCACGGCGGUCGCCAGCUGGACGGAAUUCCAGCUACGCUAGAUGCGCUGAGACUCUGCGCCCCUAUUGCACGGGGACGAAUCCCGCUUGCGAUCGACGGUGGCAUCCGGCGAGGAUCGGAUAUCUUUAAGGCUCUUGCACUUGGCGCCAGUUAUUGUUUCGUGGGGAGAAUUCCCAUUUGGGGCCUUGCGGUAAGCUUUGUUCUCUGGCAUGUUGCCAUGAUCGGCCUGGCUAAUUACAUUCAGUACAACGGCCAAGAGGGCGUUGAGUUGGCAAUCAGGAUUUUACAACAAGAAUUGAAGAUAACCAUGGCCCUCGCAGGUUGCACGUCUAUUAGCGACAUUAACGAGAGCUAUCUGUCCGUUCUGAAUGCGAAUGGGCAGCUGGCAAAACUGUAG